UCUUAAUUCGACAAGUGCUCUGUGGUUAUAAAGCUAACCUCGAAAAAUUUAGUUUGUUUUCUAAAAUACAGAAAACAAACAGCUUUUAAUUUAAGAAACUGUUAUUUUAAUUUUACUUCGAUUGUUAAUAAGACCUAAAUACUAUGGCUGACGAGGAAUACGAAGCAGAGGACGCGGGAGCAGACUACGACGACAUCGCUGAGGAAGAUGACAACAUUGAGGAAACUGAGGAGCAGGAGGAAGAAGGUUACGUCCAGUGCCUGGCGCCAGGUCAAGCUGGAGGGGGCGUCGAGAAAUCUAAACGCAUCACUACGCGGUACAUGACUAAAUACGAACGAGCUAGAGUUUUAGGUACAAGAGCAUUACAAAUCGCGAUGUGUGCUCCAGUAAUGGUGGAGCUGGAAGGUGAAACAGAUCCUCUACAAAUAGCAAUGAAAGAACUGAAGCAUGGCAAGAUUCCAAUCAUCAUAAGACGGUACCUUCCGGAUCAUUCCUAUGAAGACUGGAGUAUAGACGAACUUAUCAUAAUAGAUCAUUAAAACCAGUAGGAUAUAGCUCUUGUAAAUUUCUUAAAAUGUUGGAACUUCAAAGCCAAGACCAAUUUGGAUUUUUUUGUUUCUGUUUUAAUGUUAAGACAGCUUGAUUUCUGUAAAACAUUUUAAUAAUAUCUGUGUUAGUUACAAAAUGUACCUUUAUUAGAGACAA
Messenger RNA from Helicoverpa armigera (cotton bollworm), 705 nucleotides. RefSeq names its product DNA-directed RNA polymerases I, II, and III subunit RPABC2 (gene RpII18). The record is from RefSeq and is a predicted model, not a curated record. Gene Ontology annotation, cellular component: RNA polymerase II, core complex; RNA polymerase III complex; nucleus. Lineage: Eukaryota; Metazoa; Arthropoda; Insecta; Lepidoptera; Noctuidae. Gene Ontology annotation, molecular function: DNA binding. Bases 144 to 539 code for a protein of 131 amino acids. The transcript is spliced from 2 exons. Gene Ontology annotation, biological process: tRNA transcription by RNA polymerase III; transcription by RNA polymerase II; transcription by RNA polymerase I.